AUGCGCCCAAAGAAACCAGCGAGGCGGUCAAGAUAUGGCUGCCGUAAUUGCAAGCUGAGAAAACUCAAGGUUGAUCUCCCCGCACUCAUUCAUGCCUCAACUAAUCUUUAUCAGUGUGAUGAGAGCAAACCGCGCUGUAAAAAAUGCAGCUCAUUUGGGGUCUUGUGUAACUUUGGACUGAACAUCCCCGAUCUUCACCCAAUUACUCCCGACGCCGUGAAGGCCGUGAUUCGUUGCAAGCCAUCGCCUCAAAGACCUGUCGCGAGCGCUGUUUGGACGUCUGAUGAGUAUACCGUCUACCAAUUGAAUGCAAAAUGUCAAGACUUUGCCACAAGAUACUACGCGAGAAGUCUCUUGACGCCUGAUGAUGUGAACAUGGUCGACGUCAAUCAGAGAUUGUUUAAACUCGCCUUCACUAGCACAGCGCUCUUCAACAAGAAGCUACGCGAACCUGUCAAGACGCAGGACAAAGACCCGAUAUGGGGUACAGCAGCUGCGUUGGCCGUCUUGACGUUCUCGUCACCUGAUGCAUACAGACCUGAAGACUCAUGGCCUCUAAAAACCGGCGUCGACGACCUGCAUUGGGUGUCUAUGAUCAGUGGAAAGAUGUCGCUAUGGAAUAUGGUGGAUCCUCUACGAAAUGACAGUCUGUUUCGCGUCAUGGCUGUUACGAUUGCGCAGAUGCAAGCGCCUUUACCAGAAACCGGGAUAGUGGGUAUACCAGAGGCCUUGGCUGCUGUUUGCCAAUUGAACGAGACAUCUACGUCGGAGAACCCUUAUUUCUACGCUGCGCAUGCAGUUUCGCGCAUUCUUUAUUUACCGGAUAGUCAAGUCACAACAGGGCAGACCCAGCUCUUCACCCACAGAAUUGAGGGGCCCUUCAAGGAAUUACUCCUUUCCAGGGAUCCCGUCGCGUUAUCGUUGUUGUACAUAUGGUAUCGCAAGGCAGGACGGAGUAUAUGGUGGGUUGAGCUUCGAGCGAGGGUGGAGUGCCCAGCAAUCUGUCUGUAUCUACGACGCUAUCACGGGGAUGAUGUCGCGGUGCAUGCCUUGCUUCAGAGCGACAUCACACUUGGAUGA
Fusarium tjaetaba is the source of this 1080-nucleotide messenger RNA. RefSeq lists its product as uncharacterized. The coding region runs from base 1 to 1080 and encodes 359 amino acids. Gene Ontology annotation, biological process: regulation of transcription by RNA polymerase II. The record is from RefSeq and is a predicted model, not a curated record. The transcript is spliced from 2 exons. NCBI's taxonomy places the organism in Eukaryota, Fungi, Ascomycota, Sordariomycetes, Hypocreales, Nectriaceae. Gene Ontology annotation, molecular function: zinc ion binding; DNA-binding transcription factor activity, RNA polymerase II-specific.